AUGAAUGCCUUUCUUUCAGUGAGUAAGACAAAGAGUGGAAGCUCGGGUACAAGGCCUUAUAUGAAUGGCUAUGAGGCAUAUCCUGCCUUCGCCAUGCCAAAUUUACUCUUAAAAGUCAUCAUAUUUCACGAUACAUUAAUCGAAAAUUCACGGCGAGGCAUGCCAAACAUAGUCUCAGGCACUGGACCAGGAGGAGAUCCUGGGGGUGACGACAUUCCAGAAGACCCCCGCCCGACUGAUGCAGUGGAGCAACCGGAGCUGGAAACUCAUGAAGGACUUGUUGAGAAAGGUAAAAAGAAGAAUGAGCUUACAAAAAAUAGAAAGGCUACUUCCCUAACAGCAACUGGUACUUCAAGGACUCGAGACGUCCUUAAACUAGAUAUACCCAAAAGUUUCGCUAGAACGAGAAGGGAUGCAGCUUUAAAAAGCAUGAGAGAGACCUACUAUAAUCAGGGGAGGAUUGAAAAAACAAAGGGAAAGGAUUUGUACCGCGAGAAAUACGAUCUGGCAAAAGCUGUGGGGGAGGCGCGUGGACAACUCGAGAAGGCUGUGAGUGGCCGCAGGCCCCAGAUAGCGGGUAAAGAUCCUAAAGUCAAGAAAUUGAAAAAGGUGAUGGUUGAAGCUCAAAAAAAACUUACAACCAUUAAGGGUGCUAUUCGUUCGACAAACACGUGGCACAACAACCGUAGAUAUUUAACAAACCUGUAUGAGGACACUAUCUACUACCAGAAUUGGACGAAUCGGCGAAAGAGGGAUCGGAAGCUUGAGAAUAGUUAUCCGCUAAAGGAAGACUCGGACGAAAAUGAGCUUCGAAAAAUAUUAAACGCUUAUGAUGAAGGGGUGUUCGGAAGACGAGGGCAUCGCGCAGAGCACAAAGUACCCCCGGAGCAACUGCGUCUCUGGACACCUCACCCUAGACGCCCGCCCACUGGUUUGGGAGUUGAUAGCUGUGAACGCCUAGAACCAUACGAACUUGAGUACGAUGAAGAAAUAAUUGAGAAACGAAGGAAAGAGAUAGAGGAUGUUGAAAUAUCUGAUCUUGAUGGAAAAUGGAAAUCCCAUACCGACCGGAGAGAAAGGCAAGAUGAGCUGCUCAAGACUCCUAUUCCCAUUCACAUUUCCGCAAAUGAAAAAUCCACGGACCAUCCGGAGUCCCAUGAACGCCUCGGGUUAGUUACCUUGGGAGUCAUUUGCUUCUACCCAAAAAAGAAAAGCAUCAUGACGAGUGUGAUACCCCAAGAGCAAAUCAUGAGCAAGGUCAAGAUGAGCACUCCUUGGGCUGAGGCUGCUUCUGGACGACGAGAAUUCCACGUUGAAAACCACCAUAGCCCGUCUUCUCCAAUAUGCUCCACUCCUCACUCUCCUAUCAGGAAUGGUAGCGACAUCCUUGUGGGUCUUACCAAUGACGGCAGCAAAGAUCACAGCAACAGGUGUACUCAGCUCAUGGAUCACUUCAGCCCGCCCGAUCGUGAAUGGCCCCAUUUUGCCCCGCGAAAGGACGGAAGGAACGGAACCAGGGCAUUGUUUGAGCUUUUUGAUGUUGAUACUGCGCCAAUAAAAGAAGGCGACAGGAAGGAGCAGAAGAUCAUGCAGGGCGUGGAAUAUGGAACGUUGAAAAUGCGUACGCCAGAGAGUGUCUCCAUGUUUUGGCAAAGGCAGGCCCUUGGCAAACCUGAUAGGGAGCACGCAAAAGAUCCAAAAGCUAUAGAGUUGAAAUAUCUUUGGGAUAGAUCUCCAGGUGAAUCUGGAGAUGAUGGUAAGAAUAUCGGUAAAGAUAAGAGGUCAGGCGAAGUGCCAAAUGCAGAGGAAGAUGAAGACGACAAAGAUCACUUCACCACGUCGUAUAAGGAAAGCUGUGGAGGUGCAGCCGGUGAGCAUAUUCACACUGACCCGAUUUCCGUUGCUGCUCUUCCAACAACCUAUGACGAUUCGUCUAAACCUGCUUCUUCCGGUUUCCCCUCAGUUCCUACACCAACUCCUAAAUCAAGUAAUCCUGUAUUGUUCCCAAGGAGUGUCCCUCCUCCCCCCGUCAAAAUUUUUUUUCAUACGCUCAGAGGGGUUGAAAACACACCGUUUCAUUUGUUUGAGAACUUGGAAAGAAUUAAAAGAAAGAGAAACCACGAGAGCGAUGCCGGUGAUAAGGGGCGCUCGGCUAAGAGAGUUCUCCAUGAAGUAGAGCUACCGUCAUGA
Molecule: messenger RNA, 2190 nt
Organism: Lindgomyces ingoldianus
Lineage: Eukaryota; Fungi; Ascomycota; Dothideomycetes; Pleosporales; Lindgomycetaceae
Exons: 2
Coding region: 1-2190 (729 amino acids)
Source: RefSeq, a predicted model, not a curated record